This is a messenger RNA of Moesziomyces aphidis, 810 nucleotides long. The record is from the annotation of a GenBank genome assembly. Lineage: Eukaryota; Fungi; Basidiomycota; Ustilaginomycetes; Ustilaginales; Ustilaginaceae.
AUGGCUUGGAACGACGAUCUUCUGCUCAAGGUGGCCAACAUUGCGUCGUACGCGCUCUUCACCUCGGGCAACGUGUACGCGCAGCUGCAGGGCACGGUGGUUAGCGAGACCUACCUCACACCCUCGCGAUGGAUCUUUGGCGUAUGGCCGUUUAUCCACUUCCUCUUCCUCGGCAUGAUCAUCUAUCAGUUCACCGAGGCUGGGUCGGCACACGUCGUGCGCGGCAUUGGAUGGCGUUUCCCCCUGCUGUGCAUCCUCAACGCCGCCUACUCGGGUCUCUCGUCGGCUCAGAUGAAUGCCCACCAUGACCGCGUAUACGCCAUCGUCGCAUUUGUAGUCAUGCUUCUGAUCGCAGCGACGGUCAGCCACUGCUACCGUAGCCUCAAGGUCCACCACACCGCAUCCAACCUCGCCGAUACCGCGGUCGUGCAUCUGCCCUUCAGCCUCUACCACGGCUUUGUCGUCGUCCUCCUCUUCGUCUCGGGCUUCGAGGCGUUCGGUGUGAAUGCAAACACCCACAAGGCAGGCAUCAUCACCAAGAUCGUCGUCUUCCUCUCGCUGCUCUUCCUCGAAUCCACCGCAGCGGGCUACGUGUGGUACUCCGAGGGCGACGUGGCGGGUGCGGCUGUCAUCAGCCUCUCGCUCCUCGCCAUCUUCCAGCACCAAACCUCGUCCAAGUUCAUCCACUGGUCCGCCCUCGCCUUCUUCAUCAUCAGCCUCGUCGCCGUGCUGCGCGCCGUCAUCGCCAUCUUCACCAACCGCAACACCACCGCCAUCUCCGACGAGGAACGCGCUCCCCUCGUCGGCUAA